Messenger RNA from Microdochium trichocladiopsis, 1122 nucleotides. RefSeq lists its product as uncharacterized. The record is from RefSeq and is a predicted model, not a curated record. The transcript is spliced from 2 exons. The coding region runs from base 87 to 1013 and encodes 308 amino acids. NCBI's taxonomy places the organism in Eukaryota, Fungi, Ascomycota, Sordariomycetes, Xylariales, Microdochiaceae.
CGGUACUGUGAUUCACGGUCUCAAGAGCAUGCACUGCGCGAUGUCGUGGGAUUAAUGAGCCGACAUGGUAGCACAUUCUCAUCAACAUGGCUCCCAUUCGUCGGUAUCUCCGCAUCACAAGAUACUCUGUUCUCGAGUGCAGGAUCUAUCUUGAUAACCCAGCCUUGGCACAGUCAUGGCUGCUCAACCCCAGACACCCGGUCCUCCCACGGGUCAUUGAGGCCGUGCGACCUCUUGUUCUGCCAAAGCUCCGCGAAGAACGGGAGCGUGCCCGCACAAAGAAGGGCUCGAAGAAGAAGGGUAUCAAGGACGUCGUGGCUGAAGAUGAUUUCGAGGUGUCAAUAUUCUUGACAGAAACGACCACCAGGCACUCACUCCUCAGCAAGCACAAACACUUCCACGACACGAAGCAAACGAAACUUGUGUCGAGCUCGGGCGGGCGCCUCUUUGGGGCCACGAGCGAGGCUCCAUUGGAUGUGGACGCUGCUGCAGACAACUUUACCGUAGAGCUGCGCCAAGAAGAGAGUGACGAUGAUGUUGUAUUGUCAGAGAUUCCUGCGGCCGAAGCUGCUCAAGCCGAAGACAACACGCGCAGGGUGAAGAGGCCGCGCCGAGAAACUACCACUGAAAGUGAGGCCGUGGUUGAGGUUCUCUCGGACGAUCAAGAAAGCAACGACCAAGACGAAGAGGAAGAUCUUUUCGUCAACAGCCCUGGUUCUGAGGAGCGUGACAGCACAGGACCGCCGCCCGCGAAAAGGCACAAGGAUGGCACCCUCGGCGUUGUGGCUCAGAAUGGCGGAGACGACAAGAAGAAAAAGCUAGCGAUGGAUAUCUCAUAUGAAGGCUUCUCGAUCUAUGGUCGGGUUCUCUGUCUCGUCGUGAAGCGACGGGAGACCAGUAGUGCCUUUGGCACCACCAAGUUGCUUGGCAAUAAAGCGGCUGCAGGCACUGGUCAGAACAUGAUGGAAAACUUUAUCGUCUCAACGCAGGUUCCUGCUGGACAAGAGGUUUGAGGGGUCUUUCCAGCGCCUACUCAGUUCGUUCUUUGGGGUGUGUGAGCGGCCACGUACAACGAGCCGCGGCCAGCGUCACAGGUAUCUCUUGGCUGGCGAAUCAUCCGCA